Messenger RNA from Helianthus annuus (common sunflower), 633 nucleotides. RefSeq lists its product as uncharacterized. Bases 1 to 633 code for a protein of 210 amino acids. NCBI's taxonomy places the organism in Eukaryota, Viridiplantae, Streptophyta, Magnoliopsida, Asterales, Asteraceae. The transcript has a single exon. The record is from RefSeq and is a predicted model, not a curated record.
AUGUAUACGCGAGGCGAUCAGGGACAUUCAACAAUAAUUCUAGAAGUUGUUGCGUCUCAAGACCUAUGGAUUUGGCAUGCUUUCUUUGGUAUUCCUGGUUCGAAUAACGACAUCAACGUUCUACAAAAUUCGAAGGUUUUCGACGAUGUUAUAAAAGGGGUCGGUCCUGAUACGAGUUUUAUAGUUUCGGGCGUGGAGUACAGACGCGGGUAUUAUCUUGCCGAUGGAAUAUACCCACAAUACUCUACAAUAGUUAAAACGGUUAGGCAUCCUGCGGAUGAAAAAAGAAAGAAAUUUGCCAAGUUUCAAGAAGCGGCUAGAAAAGAUAUUGAACGGUGUUUUGGGGUUCUCCAACAAAGAUGGCAUAUUAUUGAAAACCCAGCACGCGCUUUUACACCCAAAACGUUGCGAUACCGUAUGUAUGCUUGUAUUUUGCUGCAUAACAUGAUCCUCGAAGACGAAGGACAUGCAAUUUGUGAGUAUGACGAGAACGCGGUGGAGGAGAAUAAUGUUCCGGUUAGCGGAGAACAACAAGAUUUGAACAGGUUCUCGUUACAUAACGAUUUCACACAUGUCAAUCUUCAAUCAGACUUGAUUGGUCACAUUUGGAGUCUCGGAGAAAACAAUGCGUAG